Molecule: messenger RNA, 6264 nt
Organism: Didymosphaeria variabile
Lineage: Eukaryota; Fungi; Ascomycota; Dothideomycetes; Pleosporales; Didymosphaeriaceae
Product: class II myosin
Exons: 9
Coding region: 1-6264 (2087 amino acids)
Biological process (GO): protein phosphorylation; vesicle transport along actin filament; actin filament organization
Cellular component (GO): vesicle; myosin complex; microvillus
Molecular function (GO): protein kinase activity; ATP binding; actin filament binding
Source: RefSeq, a predicted model, not a curated record
AUGUCUGCCCCUUCUGUCCACGCCGACGCGCCGCCCGAGCUGGUGUGCGAUCCAGAAGGUCUGCAGUAUGGAACUGGCCCUCAACUGGGAAAAGGCGGCUUCGCUAUCUGCCACCGCGCGAAGCUGCUCAAUCAUGAGCACCUUGGAAACACUACAGUCGCUUUGAAGAUUGUCAAGUCUAAAAUGGAGCCUCCCAAGCUCGCGCAAAAGUUUGUAACAGAGCUCCAAAUACACUCCAAAUUAGCACAUCCAAACAUCGUUGAAUUUUAUCGCGCCUUCUCUUUCCAAAAGAGCACAUACGUCGUGCUCGAGCUCUGCGAGAAUGGAUCGCUUGCCGAUGCAAUCAAGAAACGAAAGUACUUCACCAUGCCCGAGAUCAGACGGUUCAUGAUCCAGACAUGCGGCGCUAUAAAAUAUUUACAUCAACGGAAUAUUGUUCACCGAGACCUGAAGACGGGCAAUCUUUUCCUGGAUGGCGAUAUGAACGUGAAGGUGGGCGACUUCGGGCUUGCUGCACUCCUGGUAUCACAGAGCGAUUACGGCGCCAUUCGUCGGACGACCAUGUGUGGGACACCGAACUACCUCGCACCUGAGGUACUAGAGAAGACCGGAAAGGGCCACGAUGAGAAGGUGGACCUCUGGGCAAUAGGUAUCAUGAUGUAUACAUUGGCUGUCGGUAGAGCACCUUUCCACUCCACGAAGCGAGAAGACAUCUAUCGCAAGUUGAAGGCGAGGGAGUACUCAUGGCCCGACCUAGCAAAGUGCCCGAACGAAAUCACAGACGACCUGCGGGACAUAGUGUCCCUACUCCUUGUACACGAAGACGAACGACCCACGCCUGACGAGAUCGUCGCCCACCCAUUUUUUACUUUGGGACAUGUACCAUUAACCCUGGACAGCGCAUGCACGUCGCGCGUCCCGAAGUGGUCAAAAGUUCGACCACCAACCGCUGCCACGAUCAAACGCGGCUACACAGACGAAUGGUGGACUUUGUGCAAAGCUUCUGCUGUGGGCAAAUACGGUCCUGAUCCUGGUCAAACAUUUGGUGCCUAUGGAAGUAGGAGGAACAAGACGGUAGCGCGAGACUGCCAGAAGGAGAUCGAGUCCGGAAAACAGCCAAGUAUACCUUUUGCGCAAGAAACUGUAUAUCUGCCAUUCCCUGCGCGUGUGCAAUGGCCUUUCCAGAACGCAGGGCUGAGCGAUAUAACGGAGGAGAAGGAUUCGUCUUCGGAAGGUCAAGCUCUGGUAGAGACAACAGGCAACGACCGGAUGAAGGGACGGCCAGUGCGCGCAAGAAGGGCAGAAGUCAUGCCGACGUUGAAAGAGAACAACGACCCAACACAAGAGCCGGAGCCUGUGCAAAGAGUACUGGAGAAGCAGCCCACGCGUAUGAGGACUGUUCGUAAAAUAUCUAACCCAAGGGUGACAGCGGCUACUGCCCCUGCAGCAGUACCUUUAAAGAUGCCAAGGGAAACUCGCGCGUCCCAGCGAGUAAAAACAGCUAGAGUAGCGUCUAAGGAGAAGGAAGAACUGCAGCAGGAAAUACCACCGCUGCGAGUUUCGAAGAUCAGCUCCAGGACAGCGCAAAAGCAGGAACCAUCGGUGCCUAAACCGGUAACUUCCCAGUCAACAACGACACGAACAGCACCGCGACUCCGUGCAUUGAGCACUGAAGUGCCCGCAACUGAUCCUACAUCGGUAUUGACUCAAUUACACACUUUCCGAGACAACCUAGCGCGAGCCCUGGAGAAGAAGCCCACCUAUUCCAAGCGAGACAAGCAGAAGAAACUACCGUUUGUGUCCAAAUGGGUAGAUUACUCGCGAAAGUAUGGAGUUGGCUAUGUCCUCGACGGAGGCAGUGUAGGUGUCUUGACGGCAGCGACAAAGGAUUAUCCCGUGACUGUGGGCUUCACGACGAACGGAUUACACCAUCUCAAACAGCUUUCGAAGGACCCAGACUACUUAAAGACAAUUCCAAUCCAGUUCUGGGCUGCUCCAAAGGGAGAUCAAGGCAUUUGCCGCGUGAAGAUAUCGGAACAACGUCGCGCUGACGAUAUCCGAUUGUACUGGCAGAAGUUUUGCAAGUACAUGUGCUCGGAGCUAGGCGACGAGAAUUGGCCUGAAAAUGACGGCGAGCGGCCUAACUUCGUCAAAUUCUAUCAGCGUCUCGGCAACUUCGGAAUCUGGGGCUUCGAUGAUGGUUCUUUCCAGUUCAACUUCCCAGACCACACGAAACUGGUCCUAUCCGCAGAUGCGACAUACGGCAAGCUCGUAUGCCUCUCAAUGGAGGGAGCAGCGGUUCUACAAGAAACGAAAAAGGUCCCAUGGGACUACGUCAAGAGCCGUGAGACGCUUCAUGGUUCUCUUCAACAGCUAUUGUACGGUUCCGUUCGCCAGGAAGACAGCUAUAAAGAACUCACCGAAGCCAACGGCCUGCGAGGAAAAUUGGAUUUCGUCCAGACCAUCGUUCAGGACUGGAUCUCUGGCGGAGGUCUGGGAUGCCUAGGAGAGCUCAAAGAUUAUGAAUGGAGAGGAGCACAGCCGGUCACAGACCGUAAGAGGCACGAUUGGGCCAGUGCUGUCAGCAAGCGCGCCGGGCGCAAGAAGGACGCUGCCGCCGGUGGUGGGGGGCAGAAGGCCGGAUUCGCGAAGAAAGCUGUCUUCGAGAGCACCAAGAAAAAGGAGGUUGGCGUAUCAGAUCUCACGUUGCUCAGCAAGAUUUCAAACGAAGCCAUCAAUGAGAACUUGAAGAAGCGUUUCGAGAACAGAGAAAUCUACACGUACAUUGGGCAUGUGUUGGUUUCUGUCAACCCGUUUCGGGACCUGGGGAUAUACACAGACCAGGUCCUGGAUAGCUACAAGGGCAAAAACAGAUUGGAGGUUCCUCCGCACGUCUUUGCAAUCGCCGAAUCCUCAUACUACAACAUGAAAGCGUACAAGGAGAACCAAUGCAUCAUCAUCUCCGGCGAGUCCGGUGCAGGCAAGACUGAAGCCGCGAAACGGAUAAUGCAAUACAUUGCCAAUGUGUCGGGAGGCAGCAAUAGCGGAAUUCAGGAGAUAAAGGACACUGUGCUGGCCACGAACCCUCUCCUCGAAUCUUUCGGUAACGCGAAGACGCUGAGGAACAACAACUCUUCGAGAUUCGGAAAGUACCUCGAGAUACAGUUCAAUGCGCAGGGCGAGCCAGUCGGCGCGAACAUCAACAAUUACUUGUUGGAGAAGACUAGAGUUGUGGGGCAGAUCACGAACGAGCGGAAUUUCCACAUUUUCUAUCAGUUCGCAAAGGCAGCAUCAUCGAACCACAGAGAAAUAUUCGGUAUCCAGCAACCGCAGCAGUACGUCUACACGAGCCGAUCAAAAUGCUACGACGUUCAAGGCAUGGACGAUCACGCCGAAAUGAAAGAUACCCUAAACGCCAUGAAGACUAUUGGAUUGUCGCAGGUCGAGCAGGAUGAUAUUUUCAGGAUGCUUUCAGCGAUACUAUGGCUGGGCAACGUAACUUUCCGGGAAGAUGAUAAGGGCGACACAGUAGUCGCUGACCAGUCCGUCGUUGAUUUCGUCGCGUAUCUGCUGGAGGUAGAAUCUGCACAUGUGAACAAAGCACUCACCACCCGUGUGAUGGAGACCAGUCGAGGUGGACGCCGGGGUUCAGUGUACGAUGUCCCGCUGAAUCCUGCACAAGCGGGCGCUGUGCGAGAUGCGCUAGCGAAGGCCAUAUACUUCAACCUGUUCGAUUGGAUCGUUGCACGUAUCAACAUUUCGCUACAAGCCCGAGAUACGGUGGCCUACUCCAUUGGUAUUCUGGAUAUCUACGGGUUCGAGAUCUUCGAGCGAAACAGUUUUGAGCAGCUCUGCAUUAAUUACGUGAACGAAAAGCUCCAGCAGAUAUUCAUUCAAUUGACUCUUAAGGCAGAGCAAGAAGAAUACGAGCGAGAGCAGAUCAAAUGGACCCCGAUCAAAUAUUUCGACAACAAGGUCGUGUGUCAGCUGAUCGAAGAAAAGCGGCCUCCAGGCGUGUUUGCGAAUCUGAACGACGCCUGCGCAACAGCAAGUGCAGAUCCAGCCGCUGCUGAUCAGACCUUUGCAACAAGAUUGAAUUCGCUCUCUAACCCCAACUUUCAGCCACGGCAGGGCCAAUUUAUCAUCAAGCACUACGCUGGUGACGUGUCGUACGCUAUCGAUGGCAUGACCGACAAGAACAAAGAUCAACUUCUCAAAGACUUGCUCAUUCUUCUCGGCAACAGCUCCAAUAACUUCGUCCACACACUUUUCCCAGAUCAAGUCGAUACCGACAACAAGAGACGUCCUCCGACAGCUGGUGAUAAGAUCAAGGUGUCUGCGAACGCUCUUGUGGACACUCUCAUGAAGGCGCAGCCCUCGUAUAUUCGUACCAUCAAGCCGAACGAAAACAAAUCGCCCACAGAAUUCAACGAGCCCAAUGUCUUGCAUCAGAUCAAGUACCUAGGUCUGCAAGAGAACGUCCGCAUUCGACGUGCUGGUUUCGCGUCUCGUCAGACUUUCGAGAAGUUCGUCGAACGUUUCUUCCUUCUGUCACCGAAAACAGGGUAUGCAGGAGAGUACACAUGGAGCGGGUCGUACGAAAGUGGUGCUAAGCAGAUCCUGAAAGACACCAAUAUCCCUGCCGAGGAGUUCCAGAUGGGCGUCACCAAGGUAUUCAUCAAGACUCCUGAAACACUGUUCGCACUUGAAACGAUGCGAGACCGUUACUGGCAUAAUAUGGCUAUCAGAAUCCAGCGCGCCUGGAGGAACUACCUACGUUACCGGACAGAAUGCGCCAUCCGGAUCCAGAGGUUCUGGAGGCGCAUCAACGGCGGAUUCGAAUUCAUCGAGCUCCGUGAUCAAGGCCACAAGGUCUUGCAAGGCCGGAAAGAACGAAGGAGAUACAGUUUGGUCGGCUACCGCAGAUUCAUGGGUGACUACCUCGGUAUCGGAAACAAGGGUGGACCAGGAGAAGUGGUCGCGAACGCAAUCGGCAUCUCUAACCAAGAGGUACUCUUCUCAUGCCGCGCUGAGGUCCUCAUAUCAAAACUUGGCCGCUCUAGUAAGCCUGAGGCGCGAACGUUAGUGCUGACUAAGUCGAACGUCUACCUUGUCAAGCAGGUCUUAGUCAACCGACAAGUACAGAUUCAAGCCGAGAGAACAAUACCGGUGGGAGCUAUCAAGUUCGUCAGCUGCACCACUCUGAAGGAUGACUGGUUCUCCAUUGGCGUCGGUUCACCCCAGGAGCCUGAUCCUCUGGUAAACUGUAUCUUCAAAACCGAGUUCUUCACCCACCUGACCAAUGUAUUGCGCGGGUCACUAAGCCUUAAGAUUGGAGAAACGAUCGAGUUCAAUAAGAAGCCUGGCAAACUAGCUCAGGUAAAAGCAGUGAAGGAUCCUGCUGUGUCAAGGGACGAUACGUACAAGAGCGGUACCAUCCACACCGCAGCCGGAGAGCCACCCAACUCACAAUCAAAACCCACGCCUAAAGGAAAACAAGUUGCAGCCAAGCCUAUAACGAAAGGCAAGCUGCUACGACCUGGUGGACCCGGCGGUGGGCCAUCAAAACUCGCCGCCCGACCCAAGCCUACACCCGCCGCGGCGCCAGUCGCAACACCCGCAGCUGCCCAACCCAGACCCGUGCCGCAGCCCGUGGCAGCAUUGUCAAAUGGCACAAGUCACGCCCGUAAUGCUUCGGCAUCGUCGAACAGGGCACCGCCGCCGCCUCCGCCACCACCGGCUGCGCCUCCUGCACCUAAAGAACCCACAUUCAAAGCGCUAUAUGACUUCCAAGGUCAAUCAGCUGGAGAGCUAAGCCUCAAGAAGGACGAAGUCAUCCUGAUUACCCAGAAAGAGGGUAACGGUAUGUAUUCUACCAAGACUUCCAUGGAUCAUACUAAUACCCACGCAGGAUGGUGGCUCGCAAGCAGGUUAGACAAAUCAGCAUCAGGAUGGGCACCCUCUGCAUACUUGGAGGAAGUCGUAAACAAGCCUGCACCUCCACCUGCACCACCUGCACCACCAGCUCGGCCUGCCAACGGUGUCCGUGGUAAGGGAGCACCCCCGGCUCCACCAGCUAAACGCCCGGUCGCGAAAAGGCCGGUGGCGGGUGGUGAAGCCCGGGACAGCGGGUACUCGGGGAGCAACUCUGAUGUAGGCGCAAGGGACAGCGGGGGAAGCAUUGCUGGCGGACUGGCGGAGGCGUUGAGGCAACGGCAGGCGGCGAUGCAGGGAAGGAAGGCAGCGGAUGAGGAUGAUUGGUAA